Molecule: messenger RNA, 576 nt
Organism: Radiomyces spectabilis
Lineage: Eukaryota; Fungi; Mucoromycota; Mucoromycetes; Mucorales; Radiomycetaceae
Product: 40S ribosomal protein S23
Exons: 3
Coding region: 37-474 (145 amino acids)
Biological process (GO): translation
Cellular component (GO): cytosolic small ribosomal subunit; ribosome
Molecular function (GO): structural constituent of ribosome
Source: RefSeq, a predicted model, not a curated record
CCGAAACACCUUCUUUAUCGAAACGACUAUAUCAUCAUGGGCAAGGGACAGCCUAGAGGUUUGAACGCCGCUCGUAAAUUGCGCAUUCAUCGCCGUGAACAGCGCUGGGCUGACAAGCAAUAUAAGAAGAGAGCUCUUGGAACUGCUUUCCGUUCCUCUCCUUUUGCCGGUGCCUCUCACGCCAAGGGCAUUGUUUUGGAAAAGAUUGGUGUUGAAGCCAAGCAGCCUAACUCUGCCAUUCGUAAGUGUGUCCGUGUUCAAUUGAUCAAGAACGGCAAGAAGAUCACCGCUUUCGUUCCCAACGAUGGUUGUUUGAACUUUGUUGACGAAAACGACGAAGUCCUCAUUGCUGGUUUCGGUCGUAAGGGUCGUGCCGUCGGUGAUAUUCCCGGUGUCCGUUUCAAGAUCGUCAAGGUCGCUGGUGUCUCCCUUCUCGCCUUGUACAAGGAAAAGAAGGAAAAGCCCAGAUCAUAAAUCUGGAAGCUUUUUUCUCCUUUCUUUUUUUAUCUUGCCAUUUUCCAUCAUGCUUGAUUCAAAAUAAAAACUUGCCUCAGCUGCUGAGCACAUUCCAUGAUA